Messenger RNA from Melampsora larici-populina 98AG31, 1823 nucleotides. RefSeq lists its product as hypothetical. Bases 99 to 1529 code for a protein of 476 amino acids. The record is from RefSeq and is a predicted model, not a curated record. The transcript has 3 exons. Lineage: Eukaryota; Fungi; Basidiomycota; Pucciniomycetes; Pucciniales; Melampsoraceae.
GAUUGUGUAAUACAAGUCCUUGUGUGUUCAUCCAUCAGGUUUUUUGUUUUGUUUUGUUCAUCCUUGGUCAACAGUCAACUUGACUUCUUCGAUUUGAAAUGACUUCAACCCAUUAUUUACCAGUCCCAAUCACUGAUUCCUCAGCUUCUACUCCAACUACUCCUCAUGGUCCUUAUGCUCGAUCAAACACCCAUCAUCCUCAUCCUCGAUCAUCAAAAAGUCAAAUCACAUGUUUCAUCCUAAGGCUUUUCAUUCCUGCUUCAUGUUUGGUGAUCAUCUUUGGACUUAUCAUAGCUUCGGGUCAUGCUCCUGAACAACUCGGGAUCACUCAAUGUCGUGAAGGUUGUUUACCAAAAUGGGAGAAAGUUCAAGAUUUAGCUAAGAGUUGGGCUACUGGUUUUAAAAACACGUUUGGUGAUCAACCUAAAAAAAUUAAAAUACUUCAUUUGAUCGAUAAGGAUACUUCGGAAGUGCUUAUGGAUCGAUGGUUUUUACAUUCACAUGAUGCCUUCUUGGCUCGAGAUGAUAUUAUCUCUUCUGCAGUACUAUGGGGUCCCGAUUUUGAGGGUUGGUCUAAUUCUACAACCAUAUCACAGAAUAUCAAAACCAAAUACGGUGCCGCCGAUUUUUUCGAUGCCGUGCUGGUCUAUUUCAAUAAUGAUCAAGUCAAAUUUCGUCACAUCGAUCCUAAACCCUGGUUUGAUGAGAUCAAAGAACUUAGCUCAAAGGGAAAAGGUGUUGUGAUCAUUGACCGGCCUCAUGAGAUGAGAGAUAUGCGUAAAGAGGAGUUUUAUACGCUGGCCAAUGUCUCUCUCGUCCUAGCACCUUACGCAUACGAACUAUUGGACUAUCGAAUCAAAUUUGCCACUCAGUCUCUCUUGGUCCAUCAACCGCACUUUAUCGAUGCGGCCAUCUUCUAUCAUCCAGCAGCAGGCCCACGACCAGAACCUAUCAUCAUCGCUGGUGAUCUCGGUGCUUUUUAUCCAUUCCGAGCUAGAUUGGCAAACUUGAUCCGUAAUAAGACGCUCCCAGGUUGGAUUCGUGGACAUCCAGGGUACGAGGACAUCAAGGACCCAAAGGAUAGAAAUCCACGCGUGAAUGCAGCGAAUCAAGAGCAACAACUAGUGGACUUUGGAACCGAUUUUGGACACGCUAAGAUUUGUUUAGUAACCGAUAGCCGAUGGGGAUACUCUGUACAGAAAUAUGUAGAAGCAGCAGCAGCAGGAUGUUUGAUUGCAGGAAACAUACCACUUGAUAGGCAAAGUUGGUUCAGGGAAGGAAUUGUACCCAUGUCAAAUAAUGAUACAGAUGAAACAAUAGUGAAAACAUUGAAUUGGUGGUUAGACCAUGAUGAAGAACGAAUCAAGAAAGCUAAAAGUACUCAAGAUUGGAUUUUGAAUUCAUUUGGUAUGGAUCAAUAUGUGACUGAUGUUUGGAAAAUGAUUUGGUUGGUGAAAGGUGGUCAAAGAGGUUUAAUUCUUCCUUAUGAAUUUGAUUUUCUUCCUUCUCCAUUACCAUUGGAUGGUUAAAUUUUCUUCUUGAAAUGUUUUAUCAUUUAUCUUUGAUUUUGUGUUUCACUUUUCAUUCUUUUUUUUCUCAUCCCUUACCAAGCUUUUUGAUUUGGACUUUUUUUUCAAGUCUUGAUUAUUAUGGAUAGCAUUCUUGUUCUAUUAGUCACCUUGUGAACUCUCUAUUUGUGGACUUGAUCUAAGCUUUUUGUAGUGUUGUACUACUUGAGUCUCAAAUAUUGAUUCUGCUACUUUAGGAAUGGAAUUUGUCAUUGCUGUGCAUUUCAUGGACAAUUGUCAUGGUUUUGGCAGGUU